Xenopus laevis (African clawed frog) is the source of this 3324-nucleotide messenger RNA. RefSeq names its product phospholipase A2 group XV S homeolog (gene pla2g15.S). Gene Ontology annotation, molecular function: acyltransferase activity, transferring groups other than amino-acyl groups. The transcript is spliced from 6 exons. Gene Ontology annotation, biological process: lipid metabolic process. Lineage: Eukaryota; Metazoa; Chordata; Amphibia; Anura; Pipidae. The record is from RefSeq and is marked provisional. Bases 101 to 1369 code for a protein of 422 amino acids.
GGAGUUCAGUCACUUGUCUAUCAUGUGACUUGGGAUUGCACAAUCAUUAUAUGCAGCCUUGUUUUUAACAUUAUCAUCUUCUUCUUUUCUGGCUUACAUUAUGGACGAAGUAUCAUGUGUUUGCAUUAGGAUCAAAAGCUUCUACUAUGCUCGUCUUUUGUUUCUGCUGUUCUGUGUCACUGGCUGCUUCUCCUUCCUCAACUAUCGGCCGUCCUGUGGAGUUGGCGGCUGUUCCCCAGGGCCACCUGUGGUGCUCGUGCCAGGGGACUUGGGAAACCAGCUGGAGGCGAAAUUAGAUAAACCGUCAGUUGUGCAUUAUAUGUGCUCUAAAAAGACAAAUGAUUACUUCACUCUGUGGCUGGAUUUGGAACUGCUGCUGCCUAUAAUUAUUGACUGCUGGAUUGAUAACAUCAGGUUGGUUUACAAUAAAACAAGCAAAACUACUGCCCCACCAGAGGGAGUUGAUAUCAGAGUUCCUGGUUUUGGGCAGACUUAUUCCCUGGAAUUCUUGGAUCCAAGUAAAAGGAGUGUAGGUUCAUAUUUUUACACACUUGUGCAGAGCCUGGUAGCUUGGGGAUAUACCCGUGAUGAAAAUGUGAGAGGAGUACCUUAUGACUGGCGCAAAGCUCCUAAUGAAAAUUCUGAAUAUUUUGUGGCUGUUCGCAAGCUAGUGGAGUCUAUGUUUGAGUCAUAUCAAAGUCCUGUAGUUCUUGUUGCUCACAGCAUGGGAAAUCUGUACACCCUUUACUUCCUCAACCAGCAAACACAGGAUUGGAAGGAUAAAUAUAUACAUUCCUUUGUGGCUCUAGGUGCUCCAUGGGGUGGUGUGUCUAAGACUCUGCGUGUCCUGGCUUCAGGAGAUAAUAAUCGCAUUCCAGUGAUUAGCUCCCUAAAACUUCGCGACCAGCAGCGGUCAGCUGUUUCCACAAAUUGGCUACUCCCUUAUAACAACACUUGGCCACAGAAAAAGGUUUUUGUAAGAACCCCCCAAAAAAACUACACAAUAAAGGACUACAAGAUGUUCUACGAGGACAUUGGAUUCCAAGAUGGAUGGGAAAUGAGGAAAGAAACAGAAGGACUUGUAUCUUCACUAAAUCCUCCUGGAGUGGAUGUACACUGUCUUUAUGGGACUGGAGUGGACACCCCUGAUUCGUUCUCAUACGAUUCUUUCCCAGAUAAAGAACCCACUACAGUUUAUGGGGCAGGGGACGGGACAGUUAAUUUGGAAAGCGCUUUACAAUGUGGAAAGUGGCGGAAUCGGCAGAGACAGAAAGUGUCAUUGGUUGAGCUACCUGGAAAUGAACACAUUGCUAUGCUGUCCAACAUUUCAACCAUCUCGUAUGUAAAGAAGAUUUUGUUUGGAUUGUAGAUCUAGAUUAUGAACUGGAGUUGCUGCUUUUAUUGGGUAGCAUAGUGCACAAGUUUUUGUACCAGCUACUUGUUAGUGACAAGGAAAUGUAUUUUGCUGCUUCAGUUACAUUCUAGAACUGAACAACCAUGCCCUCAAUGAAUCCUAAAAUACGCACCUUCAAACCAUAUUUGUUAUAAAAAUGUUUUGUUUCAUUUUUUACAGCCAUGUGAAAUUACUGAAGUUCAUGCAUAUUUUUGUAUGUAUAAAGUGGCCACAUAAUUUGUAUACCUGAGAAAAUGAAGGAUGGGUUUAAGCCUUACUCUAAUUUGUUGAAGGUAUGCUAUCAGUAUUUAAUACCAUAAACUUUUCAUCUUGUUUUUUUAUUUACACAGGGUUACAAUUCAUCUGGCACUUUAUAGGCUUGCUAUUUUCAAACCAGUGCUACACACAUACCUCCAAAACUAGGUAUGUAGUGCAUAUUUAAAACAUGCCAUCAACAGUUCUUCUGUUGUAUACACACAACAGAAUUGUUUAGGAAACAUUUGAAUUGCUGGCAUUCAAUUUGAACUCCUUAUAGAAUUUAAUGACUGUGGCCUGAUUUGGGUAACUGAUUUCUCCAUGCUUCUGCAACGUUCAUUGUAGGCGAUAGAUUUAACAGACAUAGAUUUACAAACCUCUCUGCAUAAUUACCUCAGACAUUUUAGCUAAACACCUGAUAUUUUUGGGAUAUUUCUGGGAUAAUAAAACUAUGUGCAGGCACAAAAAUGUUAACAUAGCUAUAGAUUAUAAUAGAAUUUAUUUUCCAAAAAUGGGAUUGAUGUUAUAAAGGGUAUUUACUUUGGGACAGUGGCACUUUUCCAGCUUGCCAUUAUACCUUUAAUAACCCCUCUUCAGCCUCCCCAAUGACUUCAUGAUCCCCUGAUUAUAGACUUCAGAUGGGGUCUGACUCCUUUACCCAAUGUCCUGGCAGUCAAUGCUUUGCCAUAAGGAUAGGCUAACUCAUGAUGUCCAUUUCUGAGGCAUUAGAGAAAGGAGCUGCCAAAAAAAUUUGUUCUAGGUGUAUGCAGGGAAGCAGGGGGCUUCAUCCAGAAGAACGUCUUUCACCAGAGAGAUUACUGAAGUAGUAGUGACAUGUUCCUGCUAAAUGUGUAAAGUGUCACUAUCAAAGUUAUUCUGCAAAAGCAAGGCUGCUGUCUGAGCUGCUAUGCGGGCUGGCAUUAAACUUGUACCGCCAUAUGUUACGGAUGCACAAAUGAAAAAAAUAAUAAAUACAUACUGUAUGUUAUAGUAUGAGAAUUUAUUUUAACAAAAAUACAUUUAAAUAGUUACAUUGAUGUGAUAAAAACAUGCCCUUCAGAUAGCUACUUGCCUUCCCUGCCAUAUGAGCCUAGGUACUCAACACUCUUUAGAGCAGAAUCUCCAGUGUUUUCACUUAUGUAUACUGCCUUUGUUAGGAUAUUCAUCAACGGGGUUGAAAAAAAAUCCUAUUUGAUUUAGGUGGCCAAAUCAGGUAAGUAGCCACUAAUUUGGAGGCUGUGCCAUUAAAACAAGGCAGAAGAAACAUAUUACGUUCACAAAUCUAUCUAUCCACUGGACAAAUACAAAGGAAAAGUAUCUUCCUUUAUACUCUUGUGUUUGCCACAUUUUGGUGGGAUCCCAACAGAUUAAGGCUAUAAAAGUAAAAUAAAAUGCUACUCUAACUCUAAACCCAAAGUUAAUUUAACUGCACAAAAUGAAUGUUUUUAUAUGUUUAUUUCUGUUUGUGUAAAGUAGGUCACAAUACGUUAGGAGAAAGUGAUGUUCAAACUCAGAUUUGCAUGUAGGCCAAAUCACAAUGUUCUAUCUAUUGCAAAAACAUGUUGUGCCCAGUUGUGUAUUGAGGCAGUUGUGUCACACUGUGAAGAAAUAUGUUUUGUGACAAUCUUUUUGCCUUUUGUGCCUUGAUAUUUAAAUAAAUAUUAUAGUGAAAUAAA